AUGUAUGAUAAAGUUCAAACAGGUUUUGCACCGAAGAUACCACUAGUCUUACGUGGCAAACAUCAUCAAAAAUCUGUCUUUCUUGUUACCAGAAUAUUUGGUUCCGAUAACAGUGCCAAUAAUGGCUGCAAUAAUGCCCAUAGUCGUCAAGAAACACAUUGGAAGGAUGUAUUGCUUCUUCCAAUACUAUGGUCGUCUUGUAAAUCAUAUGAAAAAAAGUCUCAUCAAAAAUAAAAUUAGAUUAAUAGGGGAUCAUCCUUACUUAACUACUGGAUAAAGAUGUGCACCUAAAGAAAGAUAAAAGUUGUUCGAUUCAAAAUAAAUCUAUUUAACAUAUUUCGAAUACAAUCGAAAGGUGUUCGAGCGGUGCUUCUUCUGGUUCGACCAAGGGGGAAACAGCGGACUUCAAGACUUCAAAAGAUUUCAACAGACUUCAACAGACUUCAGCCGCAGUGACUUCAUAUUUUCACAAGACUUCAAAAGACUUCUAAAGACUUCUGAAGACUUCAUAGGACUUCAAAUGACUUCGCAAGACUUCAUAAG
Molecule: messenger RNA, 543 nt
Organism: Rotaria sp. Silwood2
Lineage: Eukaryota; Metazoa; Rotifera; Eurotatoria; Philodinida; Philodinidae
Source: the annotation of a GenBank genome assembly